UUUCAAACCAAAAAUUCACUAUUAUUUACGUAUCUAUCAAAAACCAAGUUUUAUUGUGAAAGUGUAAGAUAAGAUGCGUAAAGUAAAUUAAAAAGCAUUAUCUUAUCGCAAUCUCGCAGUGUACAAACAGAGCCGAAUUUACAAACGUAAUAAAUUAAAAUUCAAUGAACCAAACGCAAAUUAAAAAAGAUGAAAAGAAAAAGGAUGGCACUAUACAAAAACCGGUACAAAAGAAGAGUCCAGACAAAAAUAUGUCUGAAAUAGACGAACAUAUACUAAAGAGGUUUGAAAUCAAGAAGCGGCUUGGCAAAGGCGCGUAUGGUAUAGUAUGGAAGGCCAUAGACAAAAAAAGUAAGGAUGUGGUUGCGAUUAAGAAGAUUUUCGAUGCGUUUCGUAACCAGACGGAUGCGCAAAGGACUUUUAGAGAAAUUAUAUUUUUACAGUCAUUCAGGAAUCAUCCGAAUAUUGUGAAGCUACACAGUAUACACAGAGCUCUAAACAACCGUGAUAUCUACCUCGGCUUCGAAUACAUGGAGACGGACCUCCACAACGUCAUCAAACGCGGCAACAUACUCAAGGACAUACACAAGCGGUACAUUAUGUACCAGAUGCUAAAGGCCACGAAAUAUAUACACUCUGGGAACGUUAUACAUAGGGACCAGAAACCUAGCAAUGUGCUUAUUGACAGCGCGUGUAGAGUGAAACUAGCAGACUUCGGGCUGGCGCGCUCAGUAUCAAGUCUGUACUCUGGUGGCGAGAGCGCGGACCCCUGCCUGACCGAUUACGUAGCCACGCGGUGGUACAGGGCGCCUGAGAUACUUAUAGCCAGCCGGAAUUACACCAAAGGCAUCGACAUGUGGUCCCUCGGCUGCAUCCUAGGAGAGAUGCUGACAGGACAUCCCCUGUUCCCGGGCACUUCCACUGUAAACCAAGUGGAACGCAUCAUGGCGGCCCUGCCACGACCCUCUCAAGAAGAUAUCGCUUCCAUCUGCAAUGGCUACGGCUCAGCCCUAAUCCGUGAGCAAGCCUCCAGCAACAGCGGACCUACGCUCACAAAUCUUCUGUCCUGCGCUCCUAAAGACGCUGCUGACAUGGUGCAAAGACUGUUGCUGUUCAAUCCUAGCAAGAGACUGAGCGCUGAGAAGGCUUUGGAUCAUGAAUACGUAGCCAAAUUCCACCGUGAGCGAGACGAACCCACGUUACCCUCAGAUGUGCUUCUGCCUCUGCGGGAUGACAAGCAGCUCUCCGUGGAUGACUACAGGAACAAGCUGUACAGCAUCAUGGCUAAGGGCAACCAUGCCGCUGCCAAGAAACACUCAAGCAACAAGACUCAUCCGCUGUCCUCUAACCCAACGAAACCAAGCAAGAGCUGCCACGACACUUCCGAACUCUCCAAAUCUUACCCUACCACCAAAUCCACCCUCAAGCACAGCAUAUCAGCCGACCAGAAGACCAGACCCAAACCCAAGGAGAGGCCUCUCAAAGAGCACCGAUCCGAACAGGCUAUAUCCAGACCUCUGCGGGCCACGAAGUUAUUCGACAGUCAAUCAAGCUGGAUGGAUUCUUCCAACUGCCACGGAGAUUACUUCCAACCAGUAACCAGACAGAGCCCUUCAGAAACAGGCUACUUGAGCGGCGGUAAAAAACCCUCCAUGAUUCAUAGAAGGAAUUCCACCUCCUUCUCCACAGUCACUAUAGGUGGUGAGAUGGACUACGGUUACGGUAAGAGCGUGAACCAACGACACGGGGUCAUAACGGCCAGUGCGUUGAUGGAUUUACGUACAAGCAUACGGUAAGUGAUGGUUUACUUAGAUGAAUUUGGAAGACUUUUUCUGAUAUUUACCUUGUGUAAAUGUUAUUUGAUCAUGCAAGGAUAGGAGAAUUUUGAAAUAUUUUGUUUUUCAUUACCUAAAGUGUAACAUCAACUUUGAUUCGCAUGUCGUGGGCGUUGAAGUGAACGUUUGCUUUUUUCUUAUUUGACGGAAUGUCAACGCACAGUUGUUCUUAGAAGGGAUAGGUGUAUGUAUCAUAGAAUGGGAGGUACGUACAAUAUUUGACAAAAUCACUAUUCAACUGCUGCAUUAUGGUUUUAUGGUUCUCUCUGUAUCAAGUCUCAAAACCUACUGUCCUUAUGAAAUAUCUUUUAUACAUCAAAUAUAAUUUAUGAUAUGCACGACUUGUUUAAUUUUUAUUUAUUGAAUUUAUUACGUUUUAGUAAUGUAUCGAUUUUUUUUUUGUUGUGAUAAUUUCUAGUCAUAAUUUCGUUAUUGAAACUAGAUCAAAGCACUAACUCAGCUCAAUAAGAGAUAAGUACUUAAUUAAAUAAUUAGAUAACUUGUCCAGUAGGUACUUAUACAAAUUAUUGCAAUCUAGUUUUAUAAAUAUAAUCCUAAGAUAUCUAUAAAUGGCACUUAACGGGCAUCGUAUCGAACGUUUAGUGUUUGAAAUUUUUCAUGGCAAAAUAAAUUUUAUCAAUUUGGCAUAAGUGGUUGUGAAAACUACACCUCACCUAAUUUUCUACAGAACGUUAUUAGACAAUUACCCUCCCGACUCUCGACCAAUAAACAUUUCAAGACUAUAUUAUAGACCGAAAAUUCCCAUCGAUGAGCUCAUGCCUUCGCUUCCUAUUAACGUGAGUAGUAGUACCUUGUCACUGCCAAGAGAACCUCCAUUCGUCUAGACUUAUAACCACAAAAUUAAAAUUUUGAAAAAACCCCCGACCGCGACAUAGUGGA
Messenger RNA from Leguminivora glycinivorella, 2735 nucleotides. It is a transcript of the gene Erk7, whose product is annotated as extracellular signal-regulated kinase 2. Lineage: Eukaryota; Metazoa; Arthropoda; Insecta; Lepidoptera; Tortricidae. The record is from RefSeq and is a predicted model, not a curated record. Gene Ontology annotation, biological process: protein phosphorylation; intracellular signal transduction. Gene Ontology annotation, cellular component: nucleus; cytoplasm. Bases 165 to 1796 code for a protein of 543 amino acids. Gene Ontology annotation, molecular function: ATP binding; MAP kinase activity. The transcript has 8 exons.